Leptopilina heterotoma is the source of this 5047-nucleotide messenger RNA. Its product is annotated as odorant receptor 9a-like. Gene Ontology annotation, molecular function: olfactory receptor activity; odorant binding. The record is from RefSeq and is a predicted model, not a curated record. Gene Ontology annotation, cellular component: plasma membrane. NCBI's taxonomy places the organism in Eukaryota, Metazoa, Arthropoda, Insecta, Hymenoptera, Figitidae. Bases 3715 to 4635 code for a protein of 306 amino acids. Gene Ontology annotation, biological process: detection of chemical stimulus involved in sensory perception of smell; sensory perception of smell. The transcript has 8 exons.
UUUCUAUUUAAGAUAUAUUUAAUGUCACUAAUGUGAAAUAUCCAAUAUCAGUAAUGUGCACAUUAACCAAAACGAAUACCUACGUUAAAAUGUGAAAAGUUGAUUUGAUUUAUUAUUUUUUAUUUAUUUGUUUAUACACCCGUCUUAAGCUUAUCUAGCUUUACAAAUGUUUACAUACAAUUCUCUUACAAUAUUUUCUAUAUACAUUUCUUAAUACUUAUUACUAAAUAAAUUUUUUUGUAUUCUACAAACUUAGCUGUUUGUGGAGACAAAAAAAUCAAUCUGCAGAUAUUGCAAGAGAUACUGUGGAUGACACAGGAAAUUUUUUUUUCGUGUUAGGCUCAAUUCCAGAUCAAUUUGUUUCUUAUUCCCUUUGACCCGAUCUUUCUAUGGCUCCUUUAACCAAGCACGGCAUUAAACACUAUAGGCUACGGCAUUCCCAGACAAGUUUCGAUUCUAUUGUGGAAUUGUGUUGUAACAAGGCAUUUGUUACUGGGAUAAUAGCGGGUUGUCUUUGACGGAAAAGUCAAUGUGUUGGUUGGUAUCUCUUUCUUAAAUUUCCAAAGUUGAUUUUGAUUCUGGUUGCGGCUCACUGUAUGUGAUGAGAAUUGACGAAUUUCCACGAUUGUUAGCGGCCAGGGAUGAAUUUAUUUACAGGUGAUUUACCGUCGUUAGAGUGACAAGGAAGGAUUUAUCAGAUUUGAGUGACCUUAGGACAAGAAUAGGAAAAUCGGCGUCUCAGCUGACCCAGUGAACUAUCAGCAUUAAUUUGAGAUUAUUCACUCGUUUACCGGCGCGUGCUGAAUAUUGUUCGUUCGCGACGCUUAUUCGCUUCUAAUUGUAUUCUCUAGUGGUAAAAUAAAGAAAAGGUGUUAUUUAAUUGUGCGUGUUGUUUGGAUUAUGUUAGCCUCUUCAACAGGGAAACUACAUUUGGCGUCGCUGGCAAAUCGUUUCUAAUUUUCUCUCUAUCUUAGCAUCAUCGGUCGUCUUGGCGGGAAGUUUCACACUUUGAGGAAGUAGUGUCUCGGUGUUAUUGGUUAGUCGAGUUGUUUUUGGGUAAAUAAUCAAGGAAAGCGAAUCAACGAACGGUUUAGAUGCUUAUAUUAAAAAUAUUAUUUUUAAUUAAAUUAACCGGUCGCAGUGUACAUUUAAUUACUUUAUUUUAAACUCUCGUUUUUCUACUUGUUCAAUAAAUAAUACUAUGUCAUAUUGAGAAUUCCUAAUCUCUGUUUUAUUCUCAACAAUGAUCCUUGUUUUUAUGUUGCUCCUCCGACCUAAACCCCCUUAAGGCUGCAUCCAAUGAGCUUAAACAGAAUAUAAUAAAAUUAAGUACACAUUCUUAAUUAUUAUUGAAGAAGAUUAGAUAAUGUGCAUGUUGACGAGUGAGAGCACAUAAUUUUAUUGUUCAAUUUAUUUGUUCAUGUUAAGUGUUUCAGUUUAAUGUUAAUUAUUUUGUGUUCUCGAUUUGUAGAAUAAGUUCCUUUAGUUAGACCUUUACAUUUUCACGUUCGAUUGUUAUAUUGUGACCCGUGGAGAGAGGGAGGGGCCUUUGAGCUCUAAGCAUUGUAUAGAGCGGCGCCCUCUUGCCUGGAGGGAUCGGUGAGGCCGCCAAGCCCCCUCCACUUCCCCUGCUUUUAAUCCUUGUCCCAGAAAUUGAUCGGCCAUUACGGUCGUUAACAGUGCACAUUACCGAUUUUCUGGAUUUUAACGGUGAUAUAUGUAUAUGUUACCGGUUAAAUCCGAAAUUUAGUCAAUUCGCGAAAUGCCUAAACUUUUCAGGAAUUAUCCGAACUUCCUAGAGAUUCAUAGGCAUUUCCCAAAAUGACUAAGCAUUUUGGGAAAUUCACAAGUCGAUUUAGACAAAUUGGAAAGUUAAAGAUAGACGGCCAUGAAUGGAUGUAAACACACUGUUUACAAAAUUUUUAAUUAAUUAUGGAAUUAAUAAAUAGGAGUGACAGAAAUAUAUUCAGCAGUUGUUAGUAAUAAUUCGAGUAAGUAUAAAAUAAUUGUACAAGAAGAAUAUGAUAAAAUCUUAAAAGAUAUGAUGGAAGUAAAUUCAAGUCGAAAAACUAGUCGCCACUAGUUUUUGGACCAUUUAACUUAAAUUUUGGCUACAGAAAGAGUAUAGUUAUCAGAUAUGGGGAUUGAAUUUUUGGUUUUCAUAGAGUGUGAAACUCUCUUUCUUUAAGAAACUUUUGAAUCUCCCUAACUGUACCCCAAACUACGCGGUGAGAAUAGAGACAGGUGCUUCACAUCUUGCUCUGUUAGUUCUCAAAAACACUCUUUCGUGGUUAAAUAAAAUUCUUUUAAUGGAAAACUCUCGAAUUCCAAAAAGGUGUUUAAUGAGAUUAAUAAAUCUGUCAAGAAAGAACCCGAAAAAUAAGUUUAGUUGGAUGACUCAGAUAAAAACCAAGUUUUUUUUAGCCCUGCGGUCUUUCAGAACUUUGGGACAAUUUAGGUCCUACUUCCACUUUUGUAAAUUGCGAUUUUGUUCUUAAGGAAUUUUCUAUUUAUUUGAAAAAUCAUGACCUUGAAAGUCUAAAGCUAUUGAAAAGCCUUGAAAUCUUUCUGUUUCUUUCUUUGCAUGAAGGUACUCAAAAUUAUUUAAAAUUACGUUUGCCUAUUUUCUAUAAAAAAAUGUAUGCACAAUUGAGACUGCUCAAUCGUCAUGUGACAAGAAUUGUUUUUGACCGUAAAAAAUUUGCCUUCUACCUUGAUGCAACUUGCACCACUUAUUAUUUGGAGGAGGAAUCUAUAUUCCAUAAUAUUUUAAUUUUAUGUCCUGCCUGUACGCAUCUAUUUGCUCCUAUUCUUAAUAGUGAAUCUAACAAUUUACCUGAUAUGGAUAAAUGGUUAAAUAUUCUGUCAUCAUCGAAACCAAUUUUAAUUAAAAAGUUUGUCAAUGUGUUUAUUAAAGUUUUAUCUGCUCGGAUAACUGUUUAUGUGUAUCUCUAUUUAUCUUAUUGUUAUUGGCGUGACUUCCUUGUAAUCACAUAUACAUGUGUUGUAAGCAAGAGUAAAUAAAUAAAUUGCAUAAUUAAUUAAAAAUUUUGUAAACAGUGUGUUUACAUCAAUUCAUGGCCUAUCUUCAACUUUCCAAUUUGACUAAAUCUACUUAAGUAUUUCGCAAAAUGCUUAGUCAAUUCGGAAAAUGCCUAUUAAUCUCUAGGUAGUUCGGACAAUUCCUGAAAAGUUUAGACAUUUCGCGAAUUGCCUGAAUUUCAGGGUUUUCCGGUAACACAUAUAUAAAAUAAUUCUGAUUUCAAAUUUUAUUAAUUGGAUAGAAUAGAUAGAAUAGAAUUUAUUUAUAUUAUAGAAGAAAAUUCCGAGAAAUUCUAUAAGUGUUUACUUAGACAAGUAAGCAUAUUUUGUUCGCAAUAUGUCAUCUUCAUCUUUUGAGUCUAACAUUAAAUACAUGAAGUUUAUAUUAUUAUCAUGUGGAUAUUGGCCUUUUGUUUCAUAUAAAAUUUUGAACAUUCAAUAUGUAAUACUUGGAAUAUUGAACACGAGCUGGACAGCAUCUCUUGUAACUAGAAUUGACUCAAUUGUAUUUAUUUUCUUUUAAGAUUUAUACUCAAACAUAUUAAUUCUUUUGAAUAACAGGUAACCAACUUUUUGAAAAAUUCGAAUGACUUCACUCUUUUCAUUGAAAAUUUUACGUUUUUUGCUGUUGCAAUAUUAACAUUAGUAACAUUUAUCAAUCAAUUAUUAACCAUGAAAAAAUUAAAAGUCAUUUUAUCAAUAAUAAUAAAUGAUUUUGAACGUUCAAAAAGCUGUAAGAAUUAUUUUAAUAUAAUGAAAAAAUCUGUAAAAAUGACAAAAAUAGUGUCCACAGUAUAUGUGAUCUAUACAGGAAUAGUAUUGACAAUGUACUUUAAUGAAGCCUGGAUUCAUGCAAUGAUUACAAAAAAUUUUUUAGCGGAAAAUGAAACAAGAAUACAGAAAUAUGCAAUUGAUGUAGAUUAUCAUUUUUUCAAUACAUCUGAGCAUUAUAUAUUUACAACUGCUCAUUUGUUCAUUGGGGGAUAUUUUUCAAUUGAGAUUAUUGUAUGUGUUGAUAUGUUGCUCUUUUGUUUUGCUGAACACACUUGUGGACUGUACAAAAUUUUAAAAUAUAAAUUAUCAAGAAUUAAUUACAAUGAAGAAACUAAUAAAAUUCUUGACGAUAUCAAUAAAAUAAAUGAAAAUAUUACUACUUGUAUAAAAGACUACUAUCAUGUGCUUGAGUUUCUCAAUAAAGUUAAUGACUAUUUUUCGACGUAUUUAUUCCUAUUGUUUUCAAUAGUAUUAUUAUUAACAACCUUUUAUGCUUCAUUGAUUGUUCUUAAUCUAGAUAAUACAGAGCUCCUAAUAAGAGGAGGACUAACAAUUAUAGCACAGCUUGUACACCUUUUUUUUAAUUGCUUAAGUGGACAAAUGAUUCUAAAUGAAUCUGAGACAAUAAACAAUUACAUUUAUUACUGCGAUUGGAAUAAUAAACCACCUAAGAUGCAAAGAAAUAUUUGGUUUUUAAUGUUAUCAGCGAAAAAAGAAACUCCUAUAAAUGUUGGUAAAAAUUUUAUCCUGUCAUUUGAAUUUUAUGCAAGCAUUAUGAAAACAAUGUUUUCUUAUUUAAAUAUUCUAAAUUCUCGAUAAUUACUAAAUUGCAUUAGUCAAAAUGAAUGUAAAAUGUUACGAAAUAUUAAUUAUUUUUAUUCUGCACUGUUAAAAAAUUGUAUUUUAUCUAAAAAUAAUGCAAUAAAAUUUAUAAUUAUGACAAUUUAAUCAUAAGAAAGUAGUUUUAUUUAUUUUACAAUGUCAUUAAAUUUUACAAUUACAAGUAAUUAUUGGAUUUAUUAUAAGUUACAGAAAUAUCUUACUUUUCAAUGGAACCAUAACAUCCUAUUAUGGAACACUCAAAUAAAUACCACCAAAAGUUUUCUAAAACUGACUGCAGCUUUCGGAAAUUUUUAUUUGCAAAUCUCGUGAAACUUGAAGUAAUUCUUCAAAGGUUUCAGUCGAGUUAAUUUUAACUUUUAGAAAAUUUUCGAUGUUAUGUUCGAGCAAA